ACGUUCGGGAGUGCCCGCGGCAGAAGGCCGCGGGGGCGGGACCCGGGGGUGUGUGCGUCCCCGCCGGCGGAGACGGGCGCGCUCUACGUGCGGGCUGCCCACCACCUCACUCCGCGUCGCCGUCACUGGGGCCUCCGAGGAUACCUUGGGAGCUCCGUGCCCACUGCUCCUGAAAACGGCCAAACACUAAGCCGUCAUUUACUAACUAUGUUCAAAUUAGCUUGUCAGACGGCUCCUCUCUGACGGGCGCUGAGAGCAAGACCGUUAAACCACGCAGCGACAGGAGUGACUAUCAAGCGUGGCAUAGAAAACAGCACGAGAAAGGUCACCGAAGAGCAUCGGGCAGGUCUCAAGGGCAGAGUAGUUCAUAUGGCAGCAGCACACUACGUGCUGAGGAGAGUAGGAUAAGAUUGCAAAGAUAGAGUGGUACUUGAUAGUGGAGGUCUUUAAAUAUUGUCAGGGAGUUGGGGAGGGGAAAACAUUUGGGAAUAUAGGGAGCUGCUCUGAGAACUCAGACUUGGAGGUGUUUUAGCCAGAAGACAGUAGAGAGCUGUGUGGAAGAUAAGCAGGUGAAUCUGAUUAAUGAACCACUGGUGAUAUUUGUUUGUGCAACUACAGGCCAAGGAGACCCCCCUGACAACAUGAAGACAUCUUCAAGUAGAGAUUAGAGGAUCAUUUCAGGCAUGUUAUAAGGUGGAGUUCUUUCAUGUUCAGAACUUCUGGAAGUUUAUAUUCCGAAAAAACCUGCCUCCUACUUCCCUCUGUCAGAUGGAUUAUGCUGUGCUGGGUCUCGGCGAUUCCUCCUAUGCCAAGUUUAAUUUUGUGGCCAAGAAACUACACCGGCGCCUGCUGCAGCUUGGGGGUAAUGCACUCUUGCCCAUUGGUCUGGGCGAUGACCAGCAUGACCUGGGGCCUGAUGCAGUUAUUGGUCCCUGGCUUCUAGACUUGUGGAGAAAAGUUUUGGGGUUGUAUCCUGUGCCUUCUGACCUUAGUGUAAUACCUGCUGAUACACCUUUGCCUUCAAGGUUCAUUUUAAACUUUUGUGAUGGAGUCCCAGGAAUUUCCUGUGAAGAGCAACAUGCAGAGAAUCAAAGGCCUGAAGAACUCCCCUCUGACCACAAGCCCUUCCUGGCUCCUAUGGUCUCUAAUCAAAGAGUGACUGCCAAAUCACACUUCCAGGAUGUUCGGUUAAUUGAAUUCGACAUCACAGGCUCUGGAAUCAGCUUUACCGCUGGUGACAUUGUGAUGAUCCAGCCUCAGAACUCAGCCAGUGAUACCAAGCAAUUCUGUCACCUGCUCAAUCUGGAUCCAGACCAGCAUUUUGUGCUGCAGCCUCGGGAGCCAGAUGUCAUCUGCCCAACUCAGCUGCCUCAGCCCUGCACCAUCCAUCACCUUGUGUCCCACUACCUGGACAUCACCCGUGUUCCUCAUCGCUCUUUUUUUGAGAUCCUGGCCUGUCUCUCUCAGCACCAGAUGGAACGUGAGAAGCUGUUUGAGUUCAGUUCUGCACAAGGCCAGGAAGAACUAUACAACUACUGUAACAGACCUCGAAGGACCAUCUUGGAGGUCCUGGGUGAUUUCCCUCACUCAGCAGCUUCCAUCCCACCAGACUACUUGCUGGACCUCAUCCCCCCAAUCCGUCCCAGGGCCUACUCCAUUGCUUCUUCAUUGCUGGUGAGAGAUAAUGUCCAUCUCCAGAGUUCUGAAAGAAAGGAAGAGGCUCAUCCUUUUAGGGUGCAGAUCAUCGUGGCUGUGGUGCAAUACCAGACUCGCCUCCGUAAACCCCGUCAGGGCCUUUGUACCUCCUGGUUGGCCUCCCUGGAUCCAAGCAGAGAACCAGUAAGAGUUCCCCUUUGGGUUCGAAACAGUGGGCUGACCUUCCCUUCAGAGCCUAAUACUCCUGUGAUCAUGGUGGGUCCUGGCACUGGGGUUGCCCCCUUCCGUGCUGCUAUCCAGCAACGUGUGGCACAGGGCCAGAAAGGAAACUAUCUGUUCUUUGGCUGUCGGCAGAAAGAUAAAGACUUUUACUGUGAGGCAGAGUGGCAAGAACUCAUUCAGAGAGGUUUCUUGACCCUCAUCACUGCUUUCUCCAGGGAUCAAGAGGAGAAGAUUUAUGUCCAGCACCGUCUCCAGGAGCAUGGAGCACUGGUGUGGGAGUUGCUGAACCAACAUGGAGCCUACUUUUACCUAGCUGGCAACGCCAAGUCCAUGCCAGCCUCUGUGUCAGAGGCAUUGACUUCAUUGUUCAAAUCAGAGGGUGGACUCUCAGACCCCGAUGCUGCUGCCUACCUCACCAUGCUGGAACGAACCAUGCGCUUCCAAGCUGAGACCUGGGCUUGAAGGUCUUCACAACUCUCCUUCCCCUCCAGGGGCUCAGACCUAAGGCUAACCAUCGGUCCUCCACUUCUUGGUCUAAAACACAUUCUCCAGGCCCUCUCUAGCCAUUCUUGUCUUCCCCACCUUGGGACUAGACCUCACCAUCUUCACCCUGUUCUGAAACCUGGAUGUUUUCCCUUUUCCACCAGGGAAGCUGAUGAUCUCCAUUUGCUGUGAGAAGAGACUGGGUGGAGCAGGGCCAGAGUAUUUGAUUUUGUGAUUAACUGGGGAAGUGGGAUUGAGGCACAAUUGACAAAGCAAUAAUAAUAUGGCAAAUUGAUCCCUUGCUUAGAGAAGAUGUGUAUAUAUACAUACAAACACACAUCUCAGCCAUUAUAGUGAGGGCCUGAAAGGAAAAGGGUUGAGACUGAUCCAGAAGACAGGGCAUUAAUGGUUCUGAGCUCUGACCCAAGAGUUUGCUAGACAAGGAUCUCACACCGUGGAGAUCCUAUUUUAGCUACAAAAGAAAACUUUUUCCUUCACACUUUCUCUGAAGUUCCAGGAUUAAGAACACCUGGCCAGAGUUCCCCUCUCCCUCUUUCUACUGCGAAAAGGAGAGGAAAUAGCCUAGGGUGAAUACAUAACAAAAGAAUGACUUCAAUGGAAAAAUUAGGGAAGUCUUCCUGGAGGAAGUUCUGAAAGAUCAUCUGUUGAUGGAAAGAAUAGGGUUGACUUGGGGAAGGAGGGAGGGCGGUAAGAGGAGAGUGGAGGAAGAUUGUGGGUGUAAGAACUGGAACAACCUGAGCUCUUAAAACAAUCACAUGUCUCUAGGGCUCCCCCAAGGCUUACCCUGAGGGAACCUGGGCUGGAGACUCGGAGUUGCCUCCUUCUCACCCCAUCUCGAUGCCUUAAACCCUAUAUAGGUGUGUACCCAUAAGGUCCAGUCAUCUUAAAUAGAGGGCACUUUUGCCCUCAGGAAAGAGCAAUGUCCCCUGACCUGGGAAGGACCUUUUCUAUAUUCUGGUUUGACCAGCAAGUAGGGAUUCUUUGCCCUGACUCAGCAGGGAGGGGUGACUCCAGAAAGCCUCCCUUACAUCUGUAUUCCUUCUUCUAGGACACGGUUUAGGACAUUCUAGGGGCCCAGAAUGCCUACUUUCUUCAUCAGACCAUAGAGCAGCCAUGGCUUACCACCUGUAGGAAAUUUUCUCAAUUAUAUCCCUGGAUGAAUCCCUUCUUUUUACUACCAAAAUUCCCUGUCUUACCUAAGAUAUUGACAUUGUUCUUUGGCAUCAGCCCUCCCAUCACUCCUUCAAAACUUCAUUUCCUGAAGUCACUUCCCUCUCCCCAAACUAAAAAGGAGUCUUUGGAUUUGGGGGGAGGGGUUCCCAGACUUGUUUGGGGUUAUUUUGUGUGGGCAGUUACACUGGGUAAGAUGAGGCCACCUUGGUUUGGAGAGUCAGGCUGAAAAUAGAAUUGCAAUUUGUUAAAUCAUGGCAGAAUGGAAACUGACGCAUGUGUCCUUAAUCAGUGCUGGCAUUGAGAACUUGGAACUUAAAGGAUUUUUUUAAUAAGUCCUAGUCCUAAAGGUGCUAUGGGCUGAAAAGGAAGCCUCUGGAAGACUGUUUCCCCAUCAUGGCUACACCCAGGAAAUGACUGGGACGUGGAGUUGGGAAUAAAACUACCACCCCUUCCCCUGGGGUCCUUUGGAGCCAAGUGUCCAAGUCAUCUCAAAAACACUCAUUGGGUAAAGUUAAAGGGUAGUAAUGUUGAUACAAGGCAUUUACCUUUCUAUCCUCCCAGGCCUAUCUCACAAACCCUGCCAAAGCUGCCAUUUUUAAAUGACAUCAGAUGGUAAACAAUCUACAAUUUUAGAUUAAAAAGCAAGAUGUUACCUGAUAGAUAAGGCUGUUCUAUCCCUCCUAACUAAGCCUGACUCCCAGCUGGGGGAAGGAAAUAAGCCUAUUCUUAAAAAUUCCUUUUCUGAGAUAUGAAAUAGUCACAGCUUUAUCUAAAGGGUCCUAAAGCAUAGAAUGGAAAAUCCAACACAUAGGUGGAAAUGUCAAGUUGACAUUAACCAUUCAUGACCUUCAUUAAUUUCAAAUCUAAUUAUCCUCUAGUCUGUAUCAUUCCAUCUUUUUUACAAGAUUAUAUACCUUCAUUUUUUCAUCUCACACUCUAGUCUCAACCCCUUGCAAUUUGGCUUAUCCCAAUCAAUAAGCAUCUGUUCAGUGAUUAGCACUGUGCUAAGGGGGGUCAGGGGUCUGUCCUGGCUCUUAAGGAGCUUAUAACUUAAUGGGAGAAGAUAAAACAGAAAAGGAAACAAAGUUUGGGGGGAGUGGGUGAAGGUACCCAAUGAGGGGGGGGUGUUGGAGAAGUCCCAAAGAAGUACACAGGUAAGAAAUGAGGCAAGAGGUGUGUUCUUUGUCAUGAGAACAUAUACUCAUGUAAAUUUGCAAGUGUGACACAUGAAUCUAGUACCUUUUCCGUCCUGUCUUCCUGAAAAGUGUAUAAUAAACUAUGUAAUACUCAUUCUGAGGCAAGAGGUGUGUUCUUUGUCUUGAGAACAUAUGCUCACGUAAAUGCAAGCAUGACAUGUGAAUCUAGUACCUUUUCCAUCCUGUCUUCCUGAAAAGUGUAUAAUAAACUAUGUAAUACUCA
Molecule: messenger RNA, 4974 nt
Organism: Sarcophilus harrisii (Tasmanian devil)
Lineage: Eukaryota; Metazoa; Chordata; Mammalia; Dasyuromorphia; Dasyuridae
Gene: NDOR1
Product: NADPH dependent diflavin oxidoreductase 1
Exons: 15
Coding region: 769-2340 (523 amino acids)
Cellular component (GO): cytosol
Molecular function (GO): FMN binding; NADPH-hemoprotein reductase activity; flavin adenine dinucleotide binding
Source: RefSeq, a predicted model, not a curated record